CCUGCUGUGUUACGCUUGGGGAAGUUGCUCAAUGUCGGAAAACACACAUUUGACUGACCUGUGAGCCAAAUGAUCAGUUUGUAAUAGUUCUGCUUUAAUGAACGUACACGCUGCAGCAUUAUUAACUCAAACACGUUGUAUGUUGUGUGAACAUGAUGGUCAGAUAAAACUAAGAAUCGGGUAUUGGUGGAAAUCUCUCGCAGAAUGGAUCAGUCAGUGACUUCCGGUACUUGUAUUCGCAAAAUAAGUUACGGGUUACUUCGCAAGCUUUCUGAUUUUUUAGACCCUCAAGACAGGUGGAAAGAUGUGAUCGUGUGUAUACGGAAGCCGAAUGGGGAGCCGAGGUACUCCCAGCAUCACGUCAGGAGGUUUGAAGGGCUUGUAGCUCAGGGAAAGAGCCCCACAGUGGAGCUGCUGAAUGACUGGGGGACCACCAACAGCACAGUGGGUGAACUUGUGGACAUUUUGAGGAGUCACAUGUUACUGGCUGCUGCUGAUCUCCUUCUGCCUGUGGAAGAUGAUUUGUCGGCUGAGAUGCAGCAGGUUUUUGCAGCAGAAACAAACACAGACCCCCCAACCAGACAGCUGGAGGUGGUAGAGACUCCACCAUCCAGCUCUGCUCAGCAGACGCAAAUAUUGCCAGAGAACAGUGAAGCAGGACACAUAGGGAGUUUCUCCAGUUUCCCGUACAGUGAGCUGAUGAGGAUUACCGGCAACUUUGACAAUCGUUCAGUGUCCAACGGUGGCAGCCGCCUCGGGGAGGGAGGCUUCGGGACAGUCUACAAGGGUUUCUUACACAACAGACCUGUUGCAGUGAAAAAGCUCAAUCCAGUGGAGGACAUGCCUCUGGACAGGUUGCAAAUUCAGUUUAACCAAGAAAUCCAAACUCUGAAUGUGUUAAAACAUGAGAAUUUGGUUGACAUGAUUGGAUUUUCCUAUGAUGAGCAGCACCUGUGUUUAGUGUAUACCUUCAUGGCAAAUGGAUCUUUACUGGAUCGAUUGGCUUGCAUGGAUGGAAGUCUUCCACUUUCUUGGCAACAGAGAUGCCUCAUAGCAGAUGGGGCCGCUAGAGGUUUGGAGUAUCUGCACUGCAACCAUCAUGUCCACAGAGAUGUAAAAAGUGCAAACAUCCUGCUAGAUGAAAAGUUUGUGGCAAAAAUCUCUGACUUCGGGCUGACGAGAGCAUCGGCCAAGUGUACAUCGACAACCAUGAUGACAGAGAGCAUUGUGGGUACCCGUGCGUACAUGGCACCUGAGGCACUAAGAGGAGAGAUCACCCCAAAAUCUGAUGUGUUCAGCUUCGGAGUGGUGUUGUUAGAAAUAUUGUCUGGAAUCCCGCCAGCUGAUGAAAACCGGGAGCCGAAGUUCUUGAUGGACAUCAGGGAUGAUAUAGAUGAUGAAGAUGAGGAUCUGACCCUGGAGGACAUUGUGGAUAAAAAGAUGAGAAACUGGGAGAUGAGCCAGGUGGAGACUAUUUACACUUUGGCAUGCAACUGCCUCUAUGACAGAAAAAACAGACGACCACUUAUCAAACAGGUCGUUUCAGAGAUUCGCAGCGUUAUCAAAAGCAUUUCACUGGAUUCUCAGACACCCGAGUGAAGCACAGCACAGCACCCCGAGAAGUUUGAGCCUGCACCACACUAAUUUAUUUCCUCCAAAACAGUUUGAAACAAACUGUUGCUUGUUGACUGUUAACAUUUGCAUCAGUAUUUCAUUUUAUACCAUCUGCUUUUAUAAAUGGUCGUUUUACAUUUUUUAUAAGAAGCAUGUUUUACAAGGGUAAAAAUUGUACCUAAAUACUGAUGCGUGUAAUAAUUAUCACAUCGAAAGGCUACUGAAUCUUAAUAUGUUGGGAGAAAAUGCAUUUGACUGUUUUGCAUCUAUUAAGGAAUAAAGUGAAUGCAAGAAUGA
This is a messenger RNA of Melanotaenia boesemani (Boeseman's rainbowfish), 1911 nucleotides long. RefSeq names its product interleukin-1 receptor-associated kinase 4 (gene irak4). The record is from RefSeq and is a predicted model, not a curated record. Bases 205 to 1599 code for a protein of 464 amino acids. NCBI's taxonomy places the organism in Eukaryota, Metazoa, Chordata, Actinopteri, Atheriniformes, Melanotaeniidae. Gene Ontology annotation, biological process: protein phosphorylation; signal transduction. Gene Ontology annotation, molecular function: magnesium ion binding; ATP binding; protein serine/threonine kinase activity. The transcript is spliced from 11 exons.